AUGGUAAGCCGAUUCAUGGAGGAACUAAACUACACGCAUUUGAAGGCUAUUAAAAGAAUUCUUCGAUACAUCCGAGGAACGUCGUCACUCGGGUUACUAUACUCCCAGACAAAGGAAUACAAGUUGAUCGGUUAUUCCAAUAGUGAUUGGUGUGGAGAUAUAGAUGAUCGAAAAAGUACAUCGGGAUAUGUGUUUUAUAUGGGAGACACAACUUUCACAUGGCUCUUAAAGAAGCAGCCAAUAAUGACAUUGUCAACAUGUGAGCAAUACGAAGCAAUUGAAAUACGAGUCGACAACAAAUCAGCAAUUGAGUUGGCAAGGAAUCUGGUGCACCAUGAGAGGAGCAAGCAUAUCGAUGUUCGUUUCUAUUUUAUACGGGAACAUGUGAAGGAAAGUAAUGUGCAAUUAAGUCAUGUUGUGAGUCGUGAUCAAGUGGCGGAUAUUUUUACAAAGGCGCUACCAACUGUGUUGUUCGAAAAUUUCAAGAGGAUGAUUGGAAUGAAAGAUGGAAAAGAUUUGAGUUUAAGGGAGGAAUUUGUUACACAAUAA
Molecule: messenger RNA, 549 nt
Organism: Impatiens glandulifera
Lineage: Eukaryota; Viridiplantae; Streptophyta; Magnoliopsida; Ericales; Balsaminaceae
Product: secreted RxLR effector protein 161-like
Exons: 2
Coding region: 1-549 (182 amino acids)
Source: RefSeq, a predicted model, not a curated record